This is a messenger RNA of Calidris pugnax (ruff), 2742 nucleotides long. It is a transcript of the gene DPH3, whose product is annotated as diphthamide biosynthesis 3. Bases 40 to 561 code for a protein of 173 amino acids. The transcript has 6 exons. The record is from RefSeq and is a predicted model, not a curated record. Gene Ontology annotation, biological process: protein histidyl modification to diphthamide. NCBI's taxonomy places the organism in Eukaryota, Metazoa, Chordata, Aves, Charadriiformes, Scolopacidae. Gene Ontology annotation, molecular function: metal ion binding.
UCCGCCCCGUCCCAUCCCUCCUCCCCCUGCCCCGGCGCCAUGGCGGUGUUCCACGAUGAGGUGGAGAUCGAGGACUUCGAGUACGAUGAGGAGACCGAAACCUACAGCUACCCGUGCCCCUGCGGGGACCGCUUCCUCAUCACGCGGGAGGACCUGGAGAACGGCGAGGACGUGGCCACCUGCCCCAGCUGCUCCCUCAUCCUGCGCGUCAUUUACGACCAGGUUAACACGGAGAAAAAUGCUGCCAUUCUGUUUCUCCCUGUUAGUGGUGAGACCUCAUCGAACAGGACAAACCCCAAACUAUGGCCAACACCGACUGCACCAACUGGGUCUAGCUUUAAAAACUCCAUCCUGCAUAUUGAACUUGCAAACUGCUCUGAUACAAAAGGCAGGGUCUCACCAAAGCAAAAGUGCAUGAGUUGCAGCUCGGUUGGUACAUUAAGAAGAGGAAUGAUGGAUAUUUCACCAGUCACUGAUCAUUGUUUCCAUUUUCAUCUGGAUGGAGAAAAGGAUACUCUCACGACUUGUCAUUAUCAGGCAGAAGAAUCUAGAGGUGAUUAAGAAAAGUGAAGAGCUGAUGUAGUCCUUUUACUGCCAGGCAGUUUCCAACCAGGAACAUUCAGUACAGCUAUAAGCACCUAUAUUUUGCACCAUAAUACUACAACGCCUUGUUGCUAGUACUGUGGUUAUAGCAAGAAAAUAAAGCUGUUGUGGAAUCUUAAUUGGAAAAGAAUUGAAAAUAACUGUACUUGAAUACAUAACCUAGGUGGCGAGUGUUUAGUUGCCAUGGAGAUUAGCAAAGACUUGCAAUAUAGAUAUCUAAUCUUCAGAAAAAUGUGAAAGGGUACUGGUGUACAGAAAUAUCUUCCCUGUAAUUUGGAGCAGUUUCAUGGACUGUCCAUCAUAAAUUGGCAUUUCAAAAAGUCAGAGCUGUGACUCAUAUGAGACAUAGUGAUUUAAUCCAAUUUGUGAAAAAUAAGGAAUCGUGACAACCAGCAAUGAACAGGAGAGCAAUUCUGACACGGCAAAGGCACUGCUGGUGGGGACUCCCACCCACCUUCAGGAAAACAUCUCGCCAAGACUCAGCUCCCAACAGCACUGAAGUGGAAGCUAUGGUUUUGCAAUCAAACUUAAAACCUUUUUAGAGAGCUUGUGAGUUUCUGUUUUCCUGGAUGUGUUUGACACUCAAGCCCAAGAGAGGAAAACAGACUUUUUCACAGACAGAACCCCAUCACAAAAAUCAUAAUGGCAGACUUGAUUUGGGUCCACUGAACCAGGAGCUGAACGGCAGCUGGACCAACUGAUAGCAGCAAAAAGCCCUCUGAGGUUUUACUGUGGAAAAACAACUUCCUAGUACUGGACAAGUUAUUAGGCCCUUUCACCUAGAGAUCCGGACUGUUUCCAAACUGAUACUCAAAGUAAAUGAGUGAAAAAAAACAGUAGGCGAAACAAGGUACCUGAUUCAUCCAUCAGGGCAUGUUUUACUGUGGGAUCAGCAGCAGUGCUGGAAGAGACACAGUUUUAUGCAUCUACUUUCUGAAAAUUAGGAUAAACAUUCCCCUGAAAGGCAUGCAAAGAGAUGUGGGUUAUGUUAGAAGCUGGAGUUGGGUGAGAGAGGUCUGAAGUACCGCUUUCCAGGUGAGAAAGCUGGAUGCUGGGCUCUGAAGGCACAGCAGAGCCCACAGGCUCUGGUUUAUUUCUAGCACAGCUCUGUAUUCUUCACAUAAGAAGAAACUGUAGUUGUGCUGCUCAUUGUUCCAAUGCAAAGUACAACAGCCCUCUUUAUGUGAUUUUCUAAGGAACAGCAGUGAAGUAUAUCUUAAUGCAUUUACCUUACAUCUUCCACUAUGGUUUAAGGGUAAACCUGAAGUAUGCAAAUGUGAAUUUUGGCCAGCCUUAUUUUAUAGUAUCUGGAAUUGCUUUACAAUUAGCAGGCGUAGCUUCUGGUGUGAAGAACUUCACAUCUAAUGUCAAGUUUAAUGAGACUGAGUCUGUGGAGCUAACUCACUGAAAUGUCUCUAACUGGUUGCUUUCUCUCUGACUAAAUAAUAACAGACAUUAUUAGAAACAACAUGAGUCAAACAGAAUAGAGUAAUCGACAAUUUAAUUCAUUACUGGUUUGCUCUCAUUUUACACCAGUAUAAAACUGGACUGACAGAGUUGUGAGCCAGGCCCGCAGAGUAAAUUACACUUAAAAAAUAUUGUUGUGGUUUGUGUGUUGUGCCAUAAAGGACAGGACAGGCUUAGAGGCAGACCUCUGCUGCAGGUUUAUGAUCUGGAUUUAGAUCUGAACAACUGCAAAACCUCAGAUGUUCAGAUCUAUGUUUUCAGUCUGGGCUCUACAAGCUGUGGUGUUGAUAGCUCUUUAGGCUGUAACUAGUCAGACAGGAAAAUGCAUCCAACAGCUCUGAGGCCAUGGCUUAAAUCUUACCAAGAUUAGUACUAACUAAGCCUGUCUCUUGUUGUAUGGCCCUUCAACUGCCAAAAUAAAACUGUUUUUUGGCUGACAUCACAGGCAGUAAAACAGGAAUCAUCAUUCCUCCUUUGAACAUUACAUGGUUCAAAGAGCUGCCAGUGAAGCAUUGUGAAAAAUAACUGAAAUAGUAUUAGCAUUUCAUUAUGCAAUGGAAUUACCCAAAUUAACACUGAACCUAGCCAGCAAGUGUAGAAAACAGUUUCAUUUCUCCUUCUUUAAGAUUGUCCCCUUAAAUUAGAGCCACCAGCUCUCUUUAAACAUGUGAA